AUGACUGGAAUCGCUUUACUCGGAGCCGGUUUGUUUGCCAAAGAGGCUCACCUGCCUGCGUUGGUGAGAUUGCGGGCGAGUCUGCUGGCAGUGUAUUCACGCUCCGCUCGGUCGGCACAGACCGUCCUCGCAGCGGCUGGCGAAUUGGGCGCCGCAAUUUCGAACAUUGAUGUCUAUGCCGAUGAAUUGGAAGCCGAAGGAAAGGGGCUUGCGGCAUUGCUGCAGCGUUCGGAUAUCGGCGCUGUGAUCGUUGCAUUACCAAUUCUCGUCCAGCCAGACGUGGUUCGAAAAUGCCUCGCUGCCGGCAAGCAUGUUUUGUGCGAGAAACCUGUUGCAAAAGACACAAAGUCGGCGCUUGAGCUGGUGAAAGACUAUGAGCGCGACUAUCUCUCUCGAGGACUGAUAUUGUCAGUUGCUGAGCAAUUCCGCUACGAUCGCGCCUUUACUCGUGCUCGUGAACUCGUGGCCGACGGCCGUAUCGGCAAGCUUAACCACGUCCACGCUCGUGUUUGGGGCAAAAUUCAGCCUGGAGACAACAAAUGGUACGAGACCGAGUGGCGCAAGACACCCGAGUACCAGGGAGGGUUCAUCCUUGAUGGCGGCGUGCACUUUGUCGCGCUGAUUCGAUAUGUUUCCGGGCGUGAAAUCACGAAGACGGUCAGCCUUUGCCGCCAGACUUAUCCUCAUCUGCCUCCGGUUGAUACCGUUAACGCGGCGAUCCAAUUUGAUGACGGCGCGUCGGGCUCUCUAAGCUUCUGUUUUGCUUCUACCAAGGGCACCUUUGAGUUCAUCUUCGUUGGCGAACAAGGCGCCCUCACGAUCAAGGGCGCGGAUGGUAAAGAUGAUACUCAACGGAUUGUCCUUGAAAACCUAGAGGGCAAGGCCAUAGUUGAUGAGGAGAUUGUGGGUGAAGGUAUUUAUGAGGAGGUCAAAGCGUUCCUGGGUUCUUGCGCUGGCGCUACACAUGACGAGAAAGCAGGAGCUCGUGAAGCAAUAGCAGAUAUUGCUGUCAUUGAAAGCAUUUGCGCUGGUGGAGGCUCCAUUGAGGUAUUCCACCCGGGACGGUAA
Penicillium cinerascens is the source of this 1068-nucleotide messenger RNA. RefSeq names its product Gfo/Idh/MocA family protein. Gene Ontology annotation, molecular function: oxidoreductase activity; nucleotide binding. Lineage: Eukaryota; Fungi; Ascomycota; Eurotiomycetes; Eurotiales; Aspergillaceae. The record is from RefSeq and is a predicted model, not a curated record. Gene Ontology annotation, cellular component: cytoplasm. The coding region runs from base 1 to 1068 and encodes 355 amino acids. Gene Ontology annotation, biological process: NADPH regeneration. The transcript has 2 exons.